CCCCUCUCUCAUGCUCUCACCUUCCAUGUAAGCAAUACUGAUCAUGCAAACGGAUCCUAGACCGAAAGUCCUCCUCUUUGGAGCCGGUGGCGUUGGCACAGUUUACCUUUACCUUCUCUCAAAAGUGUCAUCCAUCACAGCGGUCUGCCGGUCAAACUACGACAUAGUAAAGAAAGAUGGCUUCAUCAUCAACUCUUCGCUUUUUGGCCAGAAUAUCCACUUCACGCCCGAUGUCGUACGCGACUGCAGUGAGGCAGCGUCCUUGGACCCAAGGCCAUUCGACUUUAUUAUCGUGUGCAGCAAGGCCACUCCAGCCACCAUUCCAAGACUGAUAGCUCCAGCAGUGACCCCUGGUUGUACCACUAUUGCACUUAUUCAGAAUGGGAUCGGCAUCGAAGAUGAGUACAUCGAAGCUUUCCCAGCCAAUCCUCUCGUCAGCUGUGUUGUCUAUCUCCCGGCAACGCAACGGCCCCUAGGCGUCAUUAAACACGGGGAAAUUGAGCGUCUCGAGAUUGGAAGCUAUCCCUCAUCAGCCUCAUCUGAACACGCCAAGGCAUUCGCUGAACUUUUCGCUUCUGCUGGCGCAACCGCCGAGCUUUACGAAGACGUCCAAUCCAUGCGAUGGUUCAAGCUUUUGGCUAAUGCAUCCUGGAACCCCCUCUGCGCCCUUACUCAAUGUACCGAUGCAGAGUUCAUGGAGUCUUCGUCGCCCGCAACAGGCCUGGUGUUCGACAUUAUGUUGGAAGUCUGUGACAUUGCUAAGGCCUACGGCUACACCAUUUCGCGACAUGAAGCCGAGCAUCAGCUUGGACGAGCCAAGGCCAGGAUCUACCACAAGUCUGGAGUCGAGCCAAGCAUGUUGCAGGAUGUGAGAAGUGGUCGAAAAUUGGAGGUUGAGGCAAUCGUUGGCAAUGCGGUGAGAAUGGGCAAAGCAAAGGGUGUGAAAUGUGAGAAGCUGGAAAUGCUCUAUGUCCUUGCAACAGCACUGGACUCGCAAGUCAGGAGGGAUGUGGAGCGAUGAAAUUACGACAAUACUCAACAUAUAUACAGUUGUGUUGCAGAGUGCCUUUUAGGGGGCUGAGAUUUGAGAAUUCGAAAGGAAGACGUAUAGGCUCUGAAUUCUCGGCAUUCAUUAUUAAGUCGUGGCGAUGAAAGCUCCUAGGUGGUGAGCGACUAGAGGUGGAAAUCAUGUAGAGGUUUUACAGACAAACAUCUACAUAUGAGGUGGGCAAGCAUGCGGCUAUGUUAAAGGGUGUUCAAGGGUAUCUAGCUCCACUAUUAGAACAUUGCCUGUUCGGCUAGACUCUUACUAACUUCUUG
Lindgomyces ingoldianus is the source of this 1320-nucleotide messenger RNA. RefSeq names its product 2-dehydropantoate 2-reductase. Gene Ontology annotation, cellular component: cytoplasm. The transcript has a single exon. The record is from RefSeq and is a predicted model, not a curated record. Gene Ontology annotation, biological process: pantothenate biosynthetic process. NCBI's taxonomy places the organism in Eukaryota, Fungi, Ascomycota, Dothideomycetes, Pleosporales, Lindgomycetaceae. Gene Ontology annotation, molecular function: 2-dehydropantoate 2-reductase activity. The coding region runs from base 44 to 1021 and encodes 325 amino acids.